AUGUGGCAGGUCCUGGCUCUGUGGCUGUUGACGCUGGCGGCUGUGCUCCGUGUAUCAGAGCAGGGUCCUCACCAGCGCUAUCUGUUGAGGGAGUUGCUGAGAGACUACAAUCCCAUGGAGAGACCAGUUGCCAACGACUCUCUACCGCUCACUGUCAGAUUCUCCUUCACUCUGAUGCAGGUCAUGGACGUGGAUGAGAAGAACCAGAUUCUUACCACAAAUGCAUGGCUGCAAAUGCAGUGGUAUGACCACUACCUCCAGUGGAACCAGUCAGAGUACCCAGGAGUAAAGAAUCUGCGCUUCACGCCUGACCAGGUGUGGACUCCUGACAUACUGCUGUAUAACAGUGCUCAUGACAAGUUCGACGCCACCUUUAAAACCAACGUGCUCGUCAACUCCAGUGGCUUUUGUGAGUACCUGCCUCCAGGGAUAUUCAUCAGCACCUGCAAUGUGGACGUGCGAUGGUUUCCUUUUGACAUUCAGCGCUGUGAGCUGAAGUUUGGCUCCUGGACGUUUGAUGGCUGGCUGCUUGAUAUCCAGAUGAAGGAGGCCGAUGUGUCCGGAUACAUGCCCAAUGGGGAGUGGGACCUGCUGGAGGUGCCCGGAGGACGUAAUGAGGUUUUCUACGACUGCUGCGCUGAGCCCUACCCUGACGUUACCUUCGUGGUUACUCUGAGAAGGAGGACGCUGUUCUAUGCCCUCAACCUCCUCAUCCCUUGUGUCCUCCUCUCCUCCAUGACCCUCCUGGUCUUCCUGCUCCCCGCCAGCUCGGGGGAGAAGAUCAGCUUGGGUAUAACGGUGCUGCUUUCUCUGACCGUCUUCAUGCUGAUGGUAGCAGAGAUCAUGCCAGCCACUUCAGAUUCUGUGCCACUCAUAGGUCAGUACUUUGCCAGCACCAUGGUGAUUGUGGGCAUGUCAGUGGUUGCCACAGUCAUUGUCCUUCAGUUUCAUCACCAUGACCCCAGCAGUGGACACAUGCCACAGUGGGUGCAGUUGGUUCUGCUCCAGUGGGUUCCCUGGUUCCUGAGGAUGAAGCGUCCCGGAGAGGCCGUGCACCCUAUCUGCCCCCGCAGUCAGACAGACCCUCAGAGCAAGACGCUGUCCUCCCCUACCACAACCACCGCCGCCACCCCGACUCCGGCCCCCUCCAUCCUCCCACACAGCCUCGCCUCCCUGCAGGCGAGCCUCACCCAACUGAGCCACUCACUGCCGCACCCCCCUUCUAACCUGGUCAACUCCCAGCCCAACCCCAUUUUCCUCAACCCCGGCCCCAACUCACAUCUGCAGCCAAAUGGCCACCUACCUUACAUGGGCUUCCGGAGCGUUCACACCCCCGCGGAAGCAGAGGCAGCUCAAAGGAACAGAGUCUCUUGUCGUGGGAGGGGCGCUGGCGGAGGAUCGGGAGAAGAGGGAGGAGGCAUAGGAGGAGGAGGAGGAGGUGAAGACACACCGACCCAUCACCACUUACUACCCACAAGGAUUGGGAGCCCCCACUACCAAGGUCCUGCAUCCCUGGACCUUGAUGCCCCAGCCUCAGCCGCUCUCGGGAGCCUGGAGAUCGGGGCCGGAGUGGGGAGGGUGGGUGAAAUAAAUGCCCACGGCAUUGUGAUCCAGUCCGGGGCCGUGGACACCCAGCUGCAGGCCCUCCUGGCAGAGGUGCGGUUCUUGGUGGAGCGGGUUCGCGAGCAGGACCGGCAGCUGAGCACGGCUGAGCAAUGGCAGUUUGCCGCCGCCGUCAUCGACCGUCUGUGUCUGGUCGGCUUCAGUGUUUUCAACAUCAUCUGUACCAUCGCCAUCCUCAUGGCUGCACCGAACUUUGGAAUAGCCCUGUCAAAGGACUUCCUCUAAAGGGGGAGGAGACGUGUGGGAGAGAAUAGAGAGACGUAGAUCGAUGA
This is a messenger RNA of Lampris incognitus (smalleye Pacific opah), 1895 nucleotides long. Its product is annotated as neuronal acetylcholine receptor subunit alpha-7-like. Gene Ontology annotation, molecular function: acetylcholine-gated monoatomic cation-selective channel activity; transmembrane signaling receptor activity. Gene Ontology annotation, cellular component: synapse; neuron projection; postsynaptic membrane. The transcript has 10 exons. Lineage: Eukaryota; Metazoa; Chordata; Actinopteri; Lampriformes; Lampridae. Gene Ontology annotation, biological process: nervous system process; monoatomic ion transmembrane transport; signal transduction. Bases 1 to 1848 code for a protein of 615 amino acids. The record is from RefSeq and is a predicted model, not a curated record.